Xenia sp. Carnegie-2017 is the source of this 3421-nucleotide messenger RNA. Its product is annotated as sorting nexin-13-like. Gene Ontology annotation, molecular function: phosphatidylinositol binding. Gene Ontology annotation, cellular component: early endosome. The record is from RefSeq and is a predicted model, not a curated record. Lineage: Eukaryota; Metazoa; Cnidaria; Anthozoa; Malacalcyonacea; Xeniidae.
UAUGGCGGACACACUUACACUUUUGUAGUUUAUAGUUUAAGUCAUUGAUUUGUGUUAUAUUCAUUUCAGUGGUUUGUGUCCUAUCACCUUGCAGAUCGCAAGUAUGAUUCCAAUUUUCAUUGAAACAAGAAGAUUUUCUGAUUUAGUGAAAAUCAUGAGAUAAUGGUUAUGGACAACGAUAUCACGUUAUGGAUUCUUGGAUGGAUUGGUUUGGUCAUCAUUUUGACCAUUGGAACAUUUGGAGUAUGGUGGUCUUUCCUAAUUUUAUGAACAUAUUUUUCUGUCUAGUUGGGUUUUGCUUUGUCUUGUGGUAUGUUGGUUCACGAGCGGCCAAACGUUGUUUAGCACGAACAUCGAAAGGUGAUUUGGGUUCACCUAGAAAUGGCCUGCCAUCAAUAAUUCAAAAAGUUGAAAAAGAGCAAUUUCGAAGUUAUAAAAUGGACAAGCGUUUGACGGGAUCUAGUAUUAUAGAUGAACCAUUACAAAAGGUGAUUGAGUAUUUUUUUCGUGAUUAUAUACGAUAUUGGUACAAUGACAUCAGUACGCAUGAAGAAUUUUUGUAUGAUAUCCGACAAACUUUGCAAAAAGUUCUGGUUUCUUUAUUUAGCAGGUCAAAAGAUGUUGAUUGGAUGUCGUUUUUGACUGUAAAACUAGUAGAUGAUUUCGCUGCGCAUUUAAAACUUUUUGGUCUAGCUACAGAACAAUGUCAAAAAUUUAAUGAAGAGGGUAAUAAUAAAGAUAAGGUUGAAGAUCUUCAACAGAUGAAGUCUGUGUUUUUUCAAAAAGAACAUGAAAUGCUGCGGAGUACAUGUCAUAAGGAUAUUUGUUUGGAUCAAAUAAAAGAAAAAGAAUAUUUGAGGACAGUCAGUGAUAUAUUGCUCUAUAUUCUGUUACCGGCCGGUGACUUUCAUAAUAAACCUUUUCGCUAUUUCCUUAGGGAAGUUAUCGCUUGUAAUGUUUUUCUCCCUACUAUUGAGAUGGUUUGCGAUCCGGAUUACAUUAAUCAAACAAUAAUUGUGUGGUGUCAAGAAAAUGCAUUCAACGUUGAAUCAUUUCUCACAAUCAUAAGAUCCACUGAUGAUGUUAAUGAUCUCGAAGAAAUCGAGGCUCGUGUUCGUGAAGAAAUUGUAAAACUUCGUUCUCAUGAUUCCGAAUCAACAGAUGAAGCCACUGUGACUGUUCAACAACAACUUAGUAGCAUGCUGUUUUUAAACAAGAUUUGUGAAGCUCGAAUUGAAAGUCUUAACUCUGGAGACGUGGAUAUUUCCGUACUCAACCAGGAAAACCCAGAGAUACCACAUCGUUUUGUCCCUAUCGAUCAAAACAUCCCAGUCUUGCCAUUGCAGGGUAUUUUGGACAACAACAAAGCUUUAUCUUAUUUUAUUGAAUUUAUUGGAUCGAUUGGAGGCAAGAAUUUGUUUUUCUGGUUAGCAAUUGAAAGUUUCCGUGUCACUGCUGAACAGCAGUUAUCGAUUCAUGCUGAAAAAGAAUUGCGUAGCAAAGGCUUAGGACAACUGAGGUUCUCAGAUGUUGAAUCAGUUCGAGAGGCAGCCCUUUGUAUUUAUGAUCAAUAUCUCUCGCCAAAGGCGGAUCCAAGAGUAGAUCUUGACGAAAAAGUCGUGAAACAAACCUUAUCGCAGAUAAAAAGCCAAGCACCAUCAGCUGAUUGCUUUGACUCUUUACAGAAACUGUCCUUCAAUAAACUAGCAGAAAAAAAAAUAUAUGGCUGCUUUCUUCAAAGUCACACUUACAUAAAAUGCCUCAUUGAUUUAGGUUUUUUUAAAGAAAAAUCAGACGAUAGUGAGUCAUUAGUGCGACCAGGAUCUCAAGAUUCUCUGACCAGAUCAAAUAGCCAUUCAAGUGUGGACAGUUUAAAUUCAUUGUGGAGUCGUGAUGAGGAAAUUCGACUUACAGCCAAUAUAUCGCGUACAGGUGUUUGUCACGAGGAUAAUAAAUCUUACGGUAUUUAUAAAAUAACAGUUUAUCGUGCGACUACUCAAGGCACAGUUUUAUGGACGGUCCUCCGAAGAUACAGUGAUUUUGACGAUCUUCAUGUGAAGCUAAUAGAAAAGUAUGGGUCCUUGGGAGAUUUGCAUUUGCCAAGAAAAAAAUCAUUCCGAAAUACAGAUAAAAGUUUUUUAAAAAGACGCAAACAAGAUUUAAACGUUUAUUUACAAGGACUGUUAAAACCAGAGCUUCUUGAUUCCAAACCUGGGAUGUUCGAAAUUGUGUCCCACUUUUUGGAAGCUGGAAAAUACACACAGGAAAAAGGACAAUUUGCUAGAAAGACUGCUCCGCUUCGAUCUUCCGUCCAUAAUGUUUCUAAUGUCAUUCGAAAUGUUCCUGAUGGUAUUUCAGAAGGUUUUCAAAAGGGAUUACAAAAAGUUCGGGCUAUAAGUAAGUCUGCUGUGAAAUCGGAUCGCUCUUCUGAAGAAUAUAGUAAAAUUUCUGCAAACUUUGAUAAUGAGGACGAUGACAAUAUACCUCUUCGAAUUCUUCUCUUACUGAUGGAUGAAGUUUUUGAUCUCAAACAUAGAAAUUUGUGGCUCAGAAGAAGGAUAAUUAUUUUGCUCAAGCAAAUUAUAAAGACAACAUUUGGAGACCGGAUCAAUCGCAAGAUUGUUGAUUCGAUAGAACUGAUGACUUCCACUGAGCAGCUUGCAGAAUAUGUUCGUAUUUUCAGAGAUGCAUAUUGGCCUGGUGGUGUUCUUGCUGAGGAGUACCCUGAGAGAUCUGAAUCUGUAAAAUCACGCACUCGUGUGACAGCAAAAACCAUGUUGUUUGGUAGCCUUCCAGAUGACUUGAAGAGAUUUCUUGGAAAUGAAGUAAGCAGGGAUGGUGUUUUCAGAGUGUUUUACACCUUUCAAUAUCCUGAAUUGAAUAAAAGAUUGUUGUAUGUUGUCAUGGAAGGUUUCCUUGAACAUUUGUUUCCUAAUAAUGAAUUUCCCCAAAUAUUUUCCAAGCUCCAUGCCAAGAGUCGUAUGAACACCAAAAAGAAUUCCCCAUAAUUUGCACGAGGUAAACUCUCGGUCUCAGCAAGUCUCAGCACGAAAAAUUAACAAUUUUUAUGUUGGUUUUAGCUGAAGUUCAAGAAGUUGUUAAAAUGUUUAAUACAAAAUUUCCAUUGUUGGUACGACAAUGACAUGUAUCAAAUGGGGUUCUGAACAAAUUGUUCAAAAUAUUCACUGCAAAUUUGCCAUUAAUGGUAUGACAGUAUCCAUGUUUUUGUUUGGCAAAGCUCAAACUCGUGAAAAGUUGGUACUGAUUCAUGCAGCUGAUGCAAGUGGUCUAUUCGUCUAAUUACACAAGGCGAGCUUAUUAUGUUAUCGGGGUUGAAUGGCAAAUGAGCUCAAAAAGUUCAACUCAUCAUCUUUAUGCUAUAAUAUGCAUAACUUAACGAGAUUAAAUUUUUUUCUUGAUA